UCGUCACGCAAUGGUUGUGUGACAGUAAUAUCCAUGGACACAGGAAGGGUGCUCGAUGUAGAAGCCCUCAGUCAAGGUUGCAAACAAUGUGAGCGCCAUGAACACUUAGAUAAAACAUCUCUUGAAUAUCAGACUUGGAGAGCUGAGCACACUAAGUGUAAAGCUAAUUUUUGGGGAUCAGCACCAGCUAUGGAGCCGGAAGGAGCAGAGCGCAUAUUUCAAAGGUCUUUAGAACUGCACAACCUCAGAUACACUGAAUUCUAUGGGGACGGUGACAGUAAAAGUUUCAGUCGAGUAAAAGGAGUUUAUGAAGAUGCUGGUAUUGAAAUGGGAAAGAAGGAAUGUAUUGGUCAUGUCCAGAAGAGAGUGGGAACUACACUUCGUAAAUUGAAGCGUGAGAAUCCAGGCCUGGGAGGCAAGGGAAAACUGACAGACAGUCAAAUUGAUAAACUACAGAACUAUUAUGGCAUAGCCAUAAGAUCAAAUGUUGGAGAUCUUGCUGGCAUGAAGAAAGCCAUUCAUGCUAGCCUGAUGCAUUGUAGCAUCUACUGAGGCACGCCCACUUCAUGAUCAUUGCCCAACAGGCAGUGCAAGCUGGUGCCGGUAUCAGCAGAAUAAAGCCAAUGGCACAAAGCUUUACAAGCAUGGGCCAGGCUUACCUUUAGAGGUAGUUGCAAAAUUAAAGCCAGAGUAUAUUCGACUCAGUGAGGACAGCUUGCUUGAGAAGUGCUUGCAUGGCAAGACACAGAAUCAAAAUGAAUCUUUAAAUGGAAUGAUUUGGCAAAGAGUCCCAAAAGAAGUUUACGUUGGAAGAGAAACAUUAGAAUUAGGACUGUAUGAUGCAGUUUCCCAUUUUAAUAUUGGAGCAGUAACUGUUAUCAAGCUGUUCCAAGGCUUAAACAUUCCUCCUGGAAAAUAUACUGAAGAGGGGUGCAAACUUCAAGAUCAGCUACGAGUGGACGGUGCGGAGUAUAAAAAUAAAGCAAGCACUAAGAAGAGGAGAAAAGUCAUCAGAGGCCUGAAGAAAAGAAACGAUGACAAAAACAAGCAAAGAGAGGGUGUAAACUAUGCCUCUGGAGAGUUCUAA
Porites lobata is the source of this 1087-nucleotide messenger RNA. Lineage: Eukaryota; Metazoa; Cnidaria; Anthozoa; Scleractinia; Poritidae. The record is from the annotation of a GenBank genome assembly.